Molecule: messenger RNA, 41939 nt
Organism: Spirometra erinaceieuropaei
Lineage: Eukaryota; Metazoa; Platyhelminthes; Cestoda; Diphyllobothriidea; Diphyllobothriidae
Source: the annotation of a GenBank genome assembly
AUGGUUUUUUGGACAACGCGCCAGAUUUCUCUUUUUUUCCUUCUUUUGUCCAUAUUUUGCACCUUCGAGGGAGGGACAGACAGAAUACAUCUCGUAACUCUUCAUUUUUUUAAUUUUGCAAACAAAAGACCAACGAGUUCCUGAUGCUCGUAUACACCCUGCGCGGGGAAUUUCUUCUGGUUGACCGGAUUACCGGCAAAGUACUUUGGCAGCAUAAUUCAGGUACACAAGCAUUUGCUUUAUGCAAUCCCUCUUCAGGCUUUGCUACGGAAUGUAACUACAGUGGGUGGUAAGCUGUCAAAAAUUGGCUUUAGUCCUUGUUGACAGGCCCGUUAUCUUUCCCGAACCGCUUAACGGACGACUAUAUGUCUAUUCAAAUGUCCCCUCAAAGGACAUACUCUAUUCUCUCAAUAGUACAGUUGCAGACUUCGUCUCCCGGUCGCCAGAAUUUAUUAAUUCACUAUAUUCGACUGGUACGUACAGAUCUGUCUGUUAUGAUAAUUCUGUUUACCUGUCUAGUCUCAUCUUACUUAAAAUUAAUUAACUAAUAUGAAAGAAUAAAGCGCCUACCAUCAUUGAGCUUGCGCUUAGGACUGAACUAUAAGGAUACCGCGUGUGCCGUAGCCGCCUCAUUUACUGGCCAUGAAGACCUGGUUUUUUGUCCCCAAAUUUUAUGCUUUAGACGUUUCAAGUUUUGACUGUUUUUUAAAUGUUAAUUUGCAUUAGUAGUUUCUGUGUGAACUCAAAGUCCUUUUGUAGACCUCCCCUUUAAGGUGACGACAAAUCAGUUUUUUCACUGCACCUCGUUUUCUGCUUUUAUCAUUCUUCUUUGGUAACUAAUUUUUCCUUCCGGUUUCAAUUGCGUGCUCGCGCUUAUUGCGUGAUGUCUAAGGUAGCGCACUGUAAAUUAAAACUUUUCUACUUAAGGUUCCUCAUUGAUGUCCUAUUUUAGUUGUUAUUUAACUUUGUAACACAGGUUAUAAGAGCGACCACUGGCUGCGCUUUGACCUCGCCACCGGACGAGUUAUCAAAAAUACCGGCAAUUUUCAGACAGAUCAGUGUUCCUCCAAAAAAGGCGUUGAUUUGGGUACGGUGUUUCCUUCAGAAGCCGAUGGCUUCUCUCGGGAAAGUGAACAUCAAUUAGCAGUUGGAAUUUCCCAGUAUCACUUCAUCCUGUGGGAUUUAAUGUCGGGACUUGUAAAGUAAGUUGAUUCCCCCGUUAUUUUUUCGCAUUUUGGAGGUUGGUUUUAUCACACAAAAAUCUGACUUAGUCCAUACGUUUGUGCUUACCUCUUGAAGACAAAUAUCUAAGGCCAUUGCGCUAGUGUAAAAUAUUAAAUUUGUGGCUAACGUUGACUAGUGGCCGAAUAAGUAUUAAAGCAGGCGACAGAAUUCGUGGAGUUUGCGUAAAUUAACGAAAAAUGUUUAAUCCAUUGGAGACCGACCCAAUUACAUCGACACCAGUUGGUGGUGAAUUAUCUUCAAUUACAUGAAGAAACAAAAGAAAUACUGAAGGUUAUACUACGUUGACCAGAAAUAAGUUUUCAAAAGCUUAAAUCUCAUUAAGUGAGUAAAUUCUAUUCGUAGAAUUGCAUACCCCAUGUUCAUGCAAACAUGUGUAAACGAAGUAACAUAAGCCCAGUAAUAUCCAAACGGCCUCAGUUAUAUAUUCUACAAGAAUUAGUGCAAUACUAUGUAUGGCAACUAGUCAAUUGUAUGAUGUUUGAUCGCAUGCUUAAAAGUAUUUUUACGGGAGUCCGGUGCGUAUUUUCCCCUUUUUGCGUUUUUCAAGAUGCCCUUGGUUCAGACGGGAAUAAUUUUAUCCGAUUUCAUGUAUGGAGAUAUCAUAAUGAUGGAGCAUUUCAGAAGAAAAUAUGCCGAGAGCCUAAGAACUUGGGAUAUAGUGGGCAGAGCGACACAUGGACCCACCACUUUCUGCGUACCAGGAGGAUCCAUCUUCCGUAAAAGUUACUCUGGGCUUUCUGGUGACAUUGAGAUCCGUCUAGUUUCAAGGCGUGCUUGAAAUGUCCAUGAAUACUUCGGUUUUCAGAAUUAGUAGUCAAUUUCCCGAAAAGAUGGUCUCUGUAGUUCGUAGUUGUCAAGACGUUCAACAUAAGACAGCCCUUAAAUUCCUUUGCGUAUUUUUUUAUGAAGUGUUUGCGGACAAAUAUAGAAACACUAGGAUGACCAUUUCUGGCCUUUUAUCCGUCAUCUGUCAAUGAUUUGGAGUACAUUAGUUUAUUUGAGACUUUUAGACUCUGACUAACCGAUUUACUCGAAGUUAGCGAGUAAUUAUCGAGGAAAUUAAAAAAACUGCAAUUUCAAAACUGGUGUAUCUACCAGAAAGCACAAGGGAACGCUGGGAGACCCACUCAUGAGCCGAACCCUUCACAGCUGCGUCACGCACCGGCGAAACACGUGUCUGGAUUCCAGGUGUAACCCGUCAAUUAUGGUACAUCACGCAGCCUCUGUAUUUACUACUGGCUGUUUAUUGACAGUUUAUGGAUAUUGAGCGGUUAUUCCGAAGUGGCCGAAGGACUUCGACCCAAAUCUUUAUAUCGAAUUUCGGUCCGAGCCCAUAAGUCACAAAUAAACUGAUUCGCUCCGUGUUAACGAUCACUUUCUGAGAAAAUUAAAAAGUUGCAAGUUCAUUCAUGACUGGUGCGUUGCCCGUUGCUUUCAUUAUUUACAUACCAACGGAAAAUAAGUCGUACAUAAAGCGUCUUCCUUUAUGCUGAAAAUUUUAAAUGGUAAUUUGCCUGGGGGCCUUUCCGCGGUUACUUAUGACGUAUGUACAUGUUCCUGGGACUUCCGGGUGCUUUAAGCUAAAUGGCUGCCUUUGUCCUUAUAACUGUGAAUAUGGCAUAAAAUUGCGCAGAUUUUCAAAUCGGUAUUUUUAACGGAGCCUCUGUAUCUCAUGCCAAGCCUCAAUGAUAAGUCAAGUUCCAAACUGACACAGUUGUCUUCUGUCCGAAAAAAACACGUAGAUAUAACCUUGGACAUUUAGUAGCACAGGAAGUUGCAUGAGUAUAAAGGAGGGUUAAUCUCCACCCAGUACUACCUUUCGUCCAAGUUACCGCUCUGCCCCGACUGGUCAUCUGGAUUUUGAUUAUUAGAUUGCUUCAGGUUUUCCAUCUACCAUGGCCUCUCCGAGAUCGGUACCUGGGCGAGGUCUGGGUUAGGCCGUAAUCUGUUUUCAUGUUCACAUAAGAAGGCGUGCUUCUAAGUACUAGACGGCUGGACCUCGGCCCCCUGUACACGACGGGCUCUUGAAAUCUUUAUGCCGACCACUCCGAAUCUCGCUAUAUUUACCGGUGUCGAGCCACGAAACGAGCAAUUCUUCCAUUACGGUUCGGAACAGUACGAACCCUGUGGUCUUGGUUUGGGGCGGUCAGCUUGGAGGCAUGGUUUGAAGCCCCAGUCGCUACCGACCGUGAAAGAUUAGCAAUGUUUCUUGAGUGUGCACCCUUUUCGCUUGGCGUCGUCGCAACCUGUCCAAUCGCCGCUAGAACCAUAGUAUUUUCUGUAAGCCCUAUUUGUGAACUCUACCGCCUCUCAGAAUUUGAGUCGGCUUGUAUUUCUUUAUUGGACCCUUAUGAUUUUAACUCCAUAUCUUCCAUCGAACAUGUUCGUCUUUUAGGUUCAACAUGACAUACCAAAUGCUUUCUUCUCAGGCUGAACCAGAUUUCCAGUCAUCUUCAAGUAAGAAUCCACGAUAACCACUUGUGUCAUUCUUUGUCCUUUUAUAGCGCGUUUUUCGGCAACGUACCAUUAGGUGUGUUUCUAGAAUUUCACACGUGCUUACAGAUACUUUUCUGUUGGCAGAGUUUACGGCCUUCCGUUUUGGCUUGGUAAAAAGGCACCGCCCAUUUCUAGGGCCUAUUUUCCACCACUUUCACUUCAUUUCUGGAAGUCUAUACAGUCGUUAACAUGGACGCCGGACUUGCCCGCAUGCUUAAAAAAACUGGUGUCUUGCCGAAGUAACUUCUCCGCCUGCCAUUUGGGCCAACCCAUUGUCCAAACCCCCCGCCCCGGUUGCCAUGGCGACUACCUGGUUUUUCUUACAUUCUCUCACUACCCAAAACAGCUCGUUUUUUGCUUCGGUAAGGAAAUCAUCCGUGUGCGCGUCUGAUUUCGAUGGAACCGACAAGCCACUUUUUCCUCCCAAACGCCAGUUUGGACGAACGGUAUGCUUCGGUACAGAACACUGCAGUGGAGGACCACUGAGUUACGGGCUUCUGAGCCCUUCCGGAAAUGACAGCUGCCGUCCCUGUAAUUUGACUAUCUGUCGACAAGUCUGUUGUCUUCAGCAGUUGGCGACAUCCGUCGGCAGACAGUGGAUUCGUUAUCUGGUCUUAGCGAUUUUGCUAGCUUUGUUGUAUGCAAGCGGGUGACUUAAAUAGGGGAGUGAACUGACUGACCCUUGCCUUGGUCAAUCAGCGAACACCAAGUUACCAAGUCGGCCCUCGUUCCACCCUCCUCCUCCUCCUCCUUCUCCCCAUUCUCCCCCACCUUUAACUGACAGCCGUUGCUCGGUCAAGUUCUGCUUUAGUCUGUCUCGUCGGAUGACUUAGUUACUUACACUUGUACUUGGCACGGCUGCGAUCAUGCCUGAUCUAGCCGGCUUCAAUGAUGUUCCGAAUUGUACCUCUCCACUCGUGACGAUCCGCGGCAGCAGAUCUGGACAGUUCGACCCAUUCUCUUCGCCAACGACGGAGACCGAACCACCUCCAUGUCUUGACGAACUGUGUCGAACCUGGUUUUGAGUUGACUCCCUCUUAGGCCUCUUCAACGGGGUAACGGUGCCGGAUCGAAGGCAGUAACACUGAGCUCCUGAGGUGAACGACGAAGAACAUGCCCAAAUCACCUCAGUCGUCUUUCUUGGAUGGCCUGGGUUAUCCUUGCGAUGUUGUCGCAGCGAGUGCGGACUGUCUCAUUUGAGACGAAGUCGGUGUACUUCACCCGAAGUGGUGGUUAAACACCUCCAGUUUUCGCUCGUCCUCCACGCGCAAAGCCCAGCAUUCACAACCUCAGAGGGCAGACCGGACAGAUGCACGGUACACACGAAUCCCAGUGGCGACCUGAGAGGUCACGUCGGAUCCAUAGACAUUUCCUAGGGCUUGAGAAAACCCGUCAGGCGACAUCAAUUCGGGGAACACUGUCGUUCUUCCUCUGUCUAUUCGGCAGCAGCCUCACCCGAGAUAUUUAAAACUGUCGUCGGAUUACGCCUUAGCAUCGCCGUCGGUAUUUUGCUGCGCGUGCUCACUUGGCACCGUACGCUGUGACGGCUUCUGCAGAGCUGUGCGGGUAACGUGAUUCGUAACUUCAUUCUUUCGUGACAGUUUUAGGUUCGCAGGCGAAGAUAAUUGUAGGAGUACUGGGAUAAGUAAGUUUAGGGUUUACAAGAUCAUAUAAAUUAAAAUAGGGACGAGUAAUUUUCGUUGAUCAGGUUUGGUGUAAAGUCAUCUGCGCGUCGGCAGUUGGGUUUGAGUCCCCUCAUGCGAUUGCUGUUACCAUCAUAUGUUCAAAUGACAAUGCAGUCUGCUUCUGCCUUCUUUCUCACAGUCAGCUCACUGUCCGCGUUGACUUAAUGCAUUCAUUCCCCGUUUUUUAGAUCUGACCCAUGUGGCCACGUUGCAGCCCUCUGUGGUCACUUUCUCGGGGACCAAGUGUAAGUCGUCCUUCCCUGUCCCACCCGAUUUUCACCCACUCGUUGCAGGCGCUUAACACCUGCCACACGAUGUUGGUCCCCAGUUUGUGAAGCAUAUGGUGUCGCCACUCUCUAGUCGAGAGUAUGAGAUCUCAGAACACAUUUUUCCCUUGAUUGGCUAAUUAGGCGUUCCUGUUUAUGUAUAUCAUCCAGGAGUUCAGGUUGGUGUUUAUGCUACGAGUGUUCAGCCGCAGACAUUGACUCAAAUAGGUAGGCUGCUUUGCGUGCUUUGAGCGGCUCGGGAUUACUAUAGGGACUACGGCGAUGUAGGUGGUGGUGGUGGUGGGGGUGGUAGUAGUAGCAGCAGCAGCAGCAACAACAACAACAGCAGCAGCAGUAGCAGUAGUAGUAGUAGUAGCAACAGCAGUAGCAGUAGUAGGUCUUUCGCACAAGGAUGUUAGGCGGAUCGGAGGUCACAUGUGUUACGGUAGCAGGGGGGUCACAUGGAGAAGGAGCGGAAGAUUCCUACCCACCCUCUUAAAUGAAAGGGUUUUUUCUGUGCCCCCAGUGAUUUGCGUGGGACGGGUUCGUGUGUGGUGUAUGUGGCAGUAGGGUUUGAUCUGCGACGGUUUACCACACAUAAGCAUGGGGGCGCGCGUGACCGGAUGGGCCAAUGCGAUGGUUAAAUGUGUGUGCGCGGUGUGUGCAGUUGAGGUGGAUGCUUUGAGUGUAUUUUGUGACACGUUUCGCUGGUCUUAGUGUGGGGAAUGCGCAAGUGACCGACGAGGCCGAUGCGUGGUGCGCAUGUGCGAUGACAGUAUGGGCAGGGUGGUUGGCAGCUGUUGAGUCGAUUGUAAGGCUUACUGCACCGGUGAAUGGAUAGUUAACAGUACUGGAAAUGAAAGAGCUUUUGGAUGUGCAAGGUGAACUUGGGAUGUAGUCAUUGCAGUUAAUUCCGCCGUCGUGGAUACGCAUGUGGUCGAAUAGACCCUUGUGGUGAAUGAACAAUAGUAUAUUUAGGGUAAUAGGCAAUACCCUUGAUGUGUAUGCACAGUACGGAUACGGUGAGUGCAUGUCGCGAGGCUCCUGGCACUGGUUCUCAGCUCCCAAUGCAAUGAAUUCGUAAAUGACCGACCAUGCCGGUGCGUGAGUCGAAAGUGUGAUCGCCAUGAGUACAGGUUAGAGUCUAAUCCACAUUUCUAGUAGUGGAGACGGUGGUGUCGGGAAUGUUCUCGCCGGUGGUGGGGGUCUGAAAGGUGACAGUGGUCGUCGCCGGGAUUGUGUCGGAGGUGAUGGUGGCGGUGGUGGUGGUCAAUGACGUAGCUGGCGUCAGGGCACUAGGAAUGUGAUCACCGGCGCUGGCGAUGCUGGUGAUUGUUGUCGCCGUCAUGGACCCCGUGGGAGCUGGUUCAGGAAUGACAAUGGACACGUUUGUAGAGGAAGCACAUGGAGUUGCCGGGCUUGUUGUUGCAUUCAGUUCGGAGAUGUCCGACGAAGCCAGUCUGCGCCCAGAAUACUCGUUGGUUGCGUGAACACUUUGGAGGAGGUUGGGCGUUAGCGUUGCGGAUCGGGGAUGCCGGAAAAUUGUAAAUUGCUCUUUUGACUAUGACAUCGGCGAUGCCGUUCGGUUCGUAUAUUGCCGCACCUCUCUUAACAAUGCUGGUCGUCGAUUUUUAUUCUGCAUGAGAGUGUACCGUCUAGAUAGACUGAAUUGCCCACGAUUUUGUGUCGAGUACACCGACGCAGGGACCGUCGUGUUGAGUGUUUGGCUGCUCCAUAACCACCGCUUUGUCCGUUUUUAUGGUCAGCCCGAAGUUUGCGCGACCGAAGGCGACAAGAUUCAUGUUCAUCGGAACACCCAGCAUUGAUACUGGCUAAAGGCCUGGACGCGUGUCUCGCCGAUAUUUCUGCUGCUGCAUGACGCUCAAAGUUUCAACGAACAUUUGAGUUGAAGCCAAUCAAUUUCUGCCGAACAAUCACGUAGUAUCCAUUCCGCAAACGAAGCACUCCUAGUAGUAUAAUUUUAUGUGACGGUAGCUUAUGCCAUACCCCCAAUACAGUCUGAGGGACACGUUGAAGAGCUGACCCACUCCCAGUCCCGUCAUUCAGCAACAGGAACAUCGGCGAAACACUUGCCUGGUAUAAACCGCGACCAUCUAUAUACAUAUAUAUACAUACAUGUAUAGAUAUAUAUAUAUAUAUAUAUAUAUAUGCAGAAUGAUAUUACCGACAAAGACAAGGGAGACUGGAAUGGCUAUUUCUGGCUUAUUAGCCGUCGUCAGCCAGCCAUACCCAAGCCCGAAGUGUGGAACACCCGAGCCUCGAACUCGCGACCUAUUGGUUUAGAAGUCAACGCCUCUACUCACCGGGCCACGAGCCCGUUGCCCUGUCGGUUUUCGAUCGGGAAUAUACAAUGUUAGGAAGCGCUCACCGAUCGUUCAUACGGAACUCACUCGUUCCGUUGUGCCUUAAGGGCUCUCUCUCGAGCCCAACCAGCAGCCGCACAGCGGCGCAUGAUAUAUAGGCAGAAUGAUAUUACCGACAGUCUCCCUUGUCUUUGUCGGUAAUAUCAUUCUGCCUUUAUAUCAUGCGCCGCUGCGCGGCUGCUGGUUGGGCUCGAGAGAGAGCCCUUAAGGCACAACGGAACGAGUGAGUUCCGUAUGAACGAUCGGUGAGCGCCCCCUAACAUUAGAUAUAUAUAUAUAUAUAUAUAUAUAUAUAUAUAUAUAUAUGUAUUUCGGUCAGUCGAUCAGCAACAUUUUGGAAGUAACCACGUCACUCAUUAUGAUUUCCAUCUUCUCCGAUUGUUUGACAGAAGGGGUCAUAGAUUUGAACUGCGCCAAAUUGCCAUCGAUGGUAAUGAAAUUCAUAACUGCGUCCCCAGGCACUAGGUUGCUCGUGGUUUAUCCACGCAGGUUGACUCCUGCCGCCCCCGCUAUGAUAUUAUGUCCUUGUUUUUCACUAUCGCCAUUCGGCUUAACGCCUGCCAGCAUUCACAUCUCAAAGGCGCGGGGGCGUAUCGGUAGUGACAUUUUUUUCGCUGGUUAUAUCGCGACCAAAAAUAGAUAGUCAGGAGCUUUCUGUUUACACCAAAACAAGACACAUUAAAGAGUGCGCAUUCGGCGUCUCCGUUGUUUCCUUCACUGCUAAUGUGGGUGCAAGUAACGCCACUUCCCCCCCCCGCUUCCCGCCGCCGUUGCUGCCGAUUAACUCGACCCGCGCAUGCCUCGAAGUCGGCUGCCGUCCGGCGUCCCUUCACUUCUGUUCGGGGCGCCCCCCUCUACCAUCAGAACCAAAAUACCGGGUAGUUUACAUAGAUGCCCUCAGACUUUCCUUUAGAAGGGUUUUUGUACUACCUUGCCUAAAUGUGUUCGAUAUCCAUCGGAAAAAAAAAGACAGGGAAACAAGGACUGAUUUCGAAGUUCAAUCGCCACUGCUUUAUCCAAAAGUCUGUUGUACAAUAGUAGAAGGAACGAUCAUCGAUCAGGUUACCGGACUCACUCGUCCCGUUGUGCCUUACGGGCUCGCCCUCUCAAGCCCAACCAGCAGCCGCACAGCGGCACGUAAUAUAGACAGAAUGGUAUUACCGGCAAAGGCAAUGGAGACUGGAAUGGUCAUUUCUGGCUUAUUAGCCGUCGUCAGCCAGUCAUACCCAACUCCGCCUAGAUUACGUGCCGCUGUGUGGUUGCUGGCUGGACUCGAGAGAAGGCCCUAAGACACAUGGGGACGAAUGAGUUCCGGUGAGCACGCCUCUGCCAUUGUAUAUUCCCGAUCGCAACCGACAGGACGACGAACUCGUGGUUAAAGUCUUGGAUUUCUAACCAACAGGUCGUGAACUUGAACCUCGAGGGCCCCACACCUGGGGGUUGGGUAUGACCGGCUGACGACGCCUAAUAAACCAGAAAUGGCCACUCUAGUCUCCCUAGUCUUUGUCGGUAAUACCAUUCUGCCUAUAUUACGCACUGCUGUGCGGCUGCUGGCAGGGCUCGAGAGAGAGAGCUUCAAGGCGCAGCGGGACGAGUAAGUUUUCUAAGGCGAUCGGUGCGCGCUCCACCACCGUAAAAGCACUUUCCUGACAUGCAUCACUACGUUGGCCUUUCAGUCCUUUGGCGCCUGCCUCUUUCUUCUCCUGUGGUCGAUCUCUUCACGGUCUACAGCCCACCGCUGACGGAGCAACAGCCAGCGACGCCUCUGGUACCGCUUUCUGACGCACGCUCCCUUGCUGCCGUCCUGAAUGCAGACCAGCCGAACGCAGCCUCACAGUUCCCCUUCGAUGGUGACGACGACGAUGAGAGGGAUGAGGAUCCUGGCAAGUCUCAGCCACGCCCAAGGCGAGCCUAUCAACUGCGCCGUCUCAUCUUCACCACCUACGCCCUCGAUCUUAACGCCACCUUCUACGCGCCACAUCUGCCGUCUUACAUUGAGGCUGCCUUAUGGGAGGACAAACUUUGUGGACCGCUGAAUCUGGUGUAAGCGAAACAGUUUUGCUAUCCCUCCGCGUCGCAGGUGUCCUUGUUGUUUGUCGUCUUGUCGCUUCGGCUCUUCCAAGCGACGACACCCACUCCCUGCCCCACAGAGUGUCCGUAGCAUCGGUGACUUGCACGUGAAUUAGUUAAUAUUGAUUCACACUUGCGCAGCAUCUACCGCACUCUCUUCUCUGUGAUAGGAAGACAGUGUCAAGGCGACUAGAGGUGGACGCCGGCCAAGUUGAGCAACCCGUCUACGCGUGCCACACACGACUCGGUUCCCUGGUCUUGUGUGCGUGGACGUCGUUAAGGCCACAUCCAGAAGUAGCCACCGCAACCUGACUCCCAGUCCUGAGAAGGGCCGAGUUAUCCCGCUAGUCGGCAGCCUUGUAGGCCACGGCUCUUUGUCUGUUUUAGUCAGUUUAAGCGCGCCACACCGACGUCUCGACCUCACACGUGCGCAGAGUUUAGGUAAAUGCACGUGUCUGCAUUUUUAGCAGCGUUCCACAUGACUACUUUGUUUUCUACCUAGUAGUGCGGCUGAGCUCCACACGGCUUUUCGUAACAGCCGUUCAAGACGCUGGUUUUGGUGCAAGCGCUCUGCUCACGGUCCGAUUCCAGCGCAUUCAUCAAUGUCUCAGCACGAAAUAUGGAGUGCGGAUGUCGUUGCAUUUGUUGACAGCCUGAGGUCCCGUGAACCAUGACCGGAGCAACUCGCGGCUCACGCGCUUAUCCCCUCUCGCGAGAAUUUGGACCUAAUCCAACUUGAAUGUGUGGCCGGGUCUCGUCGAAUGGGCCGCGACCUGAGAGUUGACGUCAUUUCUCCGUACCGCUACCGCGUGUUCGGCAAUUGGCCUCCGGAGCAGUCUUUCAGUUCCUCCGACGUAGUUGCUCACGGUCCGAUUCCAGCACAUUCAUCAAUGUCUUGGUUUCGAUACGCCUCAUCAACUGAGAGCGGGCUCGAGCGAGACGACGUCUCAGCGCACGACGAACCCGUUAUGACAGCUCACCCGUCAAGGAGGAGUGCUCCAGGGACGUCGUGGUCACUUGCACGUCUCAGCAACAAAACCAGAGUAGACGUGCUGUCUCCUGAACUGGUAACCAAUCAGUUCCGAAGUGUGUUUUCGGCUCGAAAGUGCUACUUGAGUAAGGUUGAAAUAUCAAUUAGCGUGCAACAUAAUCCCAGGACAUCUCAGUCAUGCCGGGAUUCUGACUUUUGAAGGGCCUCCUUUCCAGCUGACAGCAAAAAUUACACUGCGCAAAAGACGACCACUUAAGUAGUAUGCAUUCUUCCGUUGAUUUCCGAUUCCCCUAUAAAUUCGAAUAUAUUUUAUAGAAAUCAUGCGCAAAUAUGUUUUUCUUGUAAUUUUUUGGUACUUCGGUUGAGGGUAUCUCUCGGUUUUGCAGAACUUUUUCUAAUUACCGAAUUAUUUUAAAGUUGAACUGCCGUCAAACUUGUAUUUGAAGUUUCCAAACUACACGUUGGAUAGUUUACAUGUAAGUAAAAUCGCACAUUUCUAUACGCUAUUAAGGAAAGGUGAUAAGGAACAGAUUAAAUUUGCAAUGGGUGUUGGCGUAUCGUGUACUUUGUAUGCAGCAUCAAUAGAUUGGCAAAUACGAUGCUUUAUGAGCGCAGGUUUCACGGUCUUACCUUCUAUAAAGUAUAGUCGAAUUUAUAGGGGUAUAUAAAAUCAACAGGAAAAAUGCACACAACUUAAAUAGUGACUUUUUACUCGGUGUACAAAGGAAAGGAGCCUGUCAGCAUCCUGGCGUGGCGGAAAUAUCUUGGGGUUAUGGUGCGCUGUAAUUAGUAUUGCAACCUUACUUAAGUACAGUAGUGGGCUAACUCAUAAAAUGUCAACUGAAAUUCCGACAUGCGUCUCUGUUUCGAAAAGAUUAAUUAGGUAUGGUUGUAAAACUAAUCAUCGUGCAGCAUAACUCUAUAAUGAUUCAGUUACCUCAGGAUGCUGGCUUUCGAACGAACUUCUCUCCGGUUGCAUGUAAAAACUACACUCUGUAAAAAAUGACUACUUAUGUAGCAUGCAUUUUUCUCAUUGAUUUUCGAUGCCCUUAAAAAGUCAAUUAUAUUUCAUGGAAAAUAUGCAUGAAAAUAUUCAUUCCUCCUCUCAUUCGGUAGAAAAUUACGUCUUCUUUCAACUUUAUACUCGAGGGAGGGACACAAUUCGGUUUUAAAACAGUUUCUAAUUGUGAGACUUUUUAAUACCGUGAAAUGGCCCUUCAUAAAACGUCAUGUCUCUGCAUUUACCAGUAUGGCUUGCAAAGUUAACAGUAUGGAUCGAAUUCAAUGCUCAAUUUUAUGAACCCCAUAUGGUCUCCUCUCAAUACCGUAGAGAAAUGUGUGGUUUUCCGUACGCGGAAAAUACACGGCCUCUAGUUUUUAAAACCCUGAAUGCGAGUGUAACGGCAGGUCGGGUUCAAAAUAAUUUGGGAAUUGGAAAACUUUUUGAAAACCGAAUUGUGUCUCUCUUUCGAGAAUAAAAUUAGAAGACGUAAUUAUCUACCGAAUGAGUAAAAGGGUGAAUAUUUUUAUGCACGUUUUUCAUGAAAUGUGAUUGAAAUUUUAAGGGCAUUGAUGAACAAUGAGAAAAAUGUAUGCUACUUAAGUAAUAAUUUUUUACGGAGUGUAUUUUUGUGCAUGCAGCCGGAAAGAAGUUCACUCGAAAGCCGGCAUCCUGAGGUAACUGAACUAUCAUAAAAUCAUGUUGCAGGCUGACUAGUUUUACAACUCUACUUAAUUAAUCUUUUCGAAACGAAAACGCAUUUCGGAAUUUCGGUGGACAUUUCAUGAGUUAGCUUUUUCGAAUCUGACACGCAUUUCUGAACUGAUUGGUCAACAUUUCGUGAUGGCACGUCUACUGUUGGUCAGCAGGACCGGAGAAGUCGAGUUGAUGAUGAAGUCGAGUUUAAGUCGAGUCGAACCCCACCUUGCCGGCUUUUACUUGAUAUCACUCAUCAAAACAUUAUUAUUUGUUUUGCUACUAUCCGGUCAUUAGCGUAGUCCAUCGGCACUUUCCUCCGAUCGGACCAAUCAUUCUGCUAUCACAGUACUUGGUUUGUGUACCAUGGAUCUUGCCUGUGUCGAGGACGUCGCUGUGCCAGCGAAAAUAUAAGCUACUGAAACGGAAACAAAUUCAAAGACGGCCUAAGUGCUCCCCGAAAUAAGUUCCCCCAAUGCAAAGACGAUAGCUCCAGGUUUCGUGGUCGCCUACAUUUCGCAGCUCCCUGCAUGUGAUAAGUCUCUCAGGUUGGUAGAUAUCUCCGGCUAUGUUGGGUCCAUCUUUGUUCCAAAGAGACGAGGUGAAGAUAGCGUUGAUUACUGGACCAACCGGACCCCGGUGACAUUUCUCCCGCUAUUGAUCAUGGCCCAUACGUUUAGGUGGUGCGCACUUUCUGGAAGCAUCCACUUAAUUCCCAUCCUCCGAAACUGUCCCUCCAAUCAUUUGCCCAACGAGAGGUUGCAGUCACAUUACAGUAGUUCUUGAUUCUUGUGCUACGGAUCUCUUGUCUGUUCUGAUGACGUCUUUGCGCUGGCUAAAAUAUGAGUCACUGAAACACAAACAAGUUAAAAAACGAGAUAAGUGCUCCCCGGACUAAUUUUCCCCAAUCCCCAGGUUUCAUGGUCGCAUAUAUUUCGCAGUCCCCUGUAGGUGAUAAGUCUGUCAGGCUGGUAGAUACCUCCGGCUACGUUGGGCACAUCUUUGUACCGUCGCAUCCGACGAUGUCCACCGUAUGCUGCUCCACCCCAGAGUGAGAGCGAGGACGGUGACUCGCGUGUGAUUUAUCGUGAGAGCAGACUUGCGCUGCAUCUACCACACUCCCUCCUCCUCCCCCAUCUUUUUAUCUGUGUACCAGAGACAAGGUGAAAAUAACUUUGACUAUCUUAUCAAGCGAACGUCUAUAACAUUUCUCCCGCUAUUGAUCUUGGUCCAUGCGCUCAGGAGAUGCACACUUUCUGGAAGCAUCCUCCGAGACUGUCUCUCCGAUCAUUUGCCCAACUAGAGGUUGCAGUCAGGGCAGAACACAGUCGGUCAAAUGCACCACCCCAGCUGAGAUGGCUCCGCCAUCUGCCUUCACAACACAUUCGGUCAUUUUCAAAACCCGGCCUUGGCCGGGGACAGCGCCAAGGCAAUCAGCGGGAAGUCCCGGGUGGAUGUGACGGAAGCUGACGCUGAGACGACUAAUAGCAUUCCUUGGCCGGUGCAACUAACGUGCUAACCGGCUCACCUUCGCUCAAGAGUCUAUCGCCGGCCGACUACAUUGAAAAACACUCAUUCGCCAUGCAGUCGGCCUGCAGUACCAGCAGUCCACUGAAUCAGUAAUGGUGUAUGUUGCCAAUAGUACAGGCUGACUCAUGCGGUACCAUCAUAUAAAUCGACUUGUGUGUGUCCACCCAAUGCACAUACAUGGCUGCCUCACGAGGGUACAGGACCAUUAUUUAUUCUCCUGACUGCAUAUUCCUCGGUACUCCCCCCCCCAACCCUCCGCAUCGGGCCAUUGUUUGCACGUGGAGAAGCCCCUUCUCUCCGCGCCUCCAACCACCCCUCAGUCUAUUCUUGCACGUGGGCAUAAUAACAGUAAUAAACCUGAUAUACCCCGUGGCAGUAAGUUUCGGCGUCACGCGCAUGGUCUUUCGGCCUGAUUGACAAUCGACGCACUGAGCCGAUGUGGGGAUAAUAACCGAAAUAGCCUACGUCGCCCUCAUGGUGUCUGCUGGUCUAGUUUCGGGUACGCGCACGCGUUUGAUUGACGGACAACCUACCCAGCCAGGGCAUAGACAACGUAAAACUGGAGUGUCGAGGAGCCGCCAACGCCCAUACCCCACCUACAUGCCCUUUCAGUUCGGUUAGAAGAUUGCUGAAAGUGAAGGCUUUUCGCCGUCGCCACCACCACCACCACCACUGACAGUCCGCACAUGCUGCACAAUAGUGAGUAUAUCUCAGGUCAUCCAAAAAAGAGGUUGAAGGUACUACCAGUGAUCGAUCUCAUGAACUGUUAACUGGAAUUCUAAAAUGCGUAUUCGAUUAGGAAGGAUUACGUAAGUGGGGUUGUAAUACUGAUUAUCGUGCGGCAUAAUGUCGUAAUAUUCCAGACACGCCAGGGCGUCUGCUCUUUAAUGCACUUCUUUUUGGCUGCCUGCAACUACUGAACUUAGUAAAAAAAAAAACGACUACUUGAGUAGCAUGCACUUUUUAUCGAUUUUCAACGACCUUAUUAAUCCAAAAUGUAUUAGUUAGAUACCAUAUAGGUCUUAUAAAAUUGUGCAACAAAUGUGGCCUAUGUUGUAUGUGGUUACUUUUAACCAAGAAAACAGUAAUUCAGAACCCAGUAUGACUACCUGCCCGCAUCCCCCCUCACACGCUAAUGGUCCGCCCGUCAAUGUCUGUCCUGACGCGUCAACUAGUCUAGUGUGACUGUCUCACUUUCUCCUUUAUAUUCAUUUCUUCUGACGACGGGUUGGUGUCACCAAUUCGAAAAUUCACGAGUACAACUAAAUUUUUUCCGAAGAACCUCUCCUUUUUUCAGUAAUCCAUAUAUUUACAGUACAUGUGCUAACUCAUGAAAUGUCAACCAAAAUUUCAAAAUGCGAUCUCGUUUCGAAAAGAUAAAUUAAGUAUUGUUGUAAAACUAAUCAUGAUGCAGCAUAAAUCUAUAAUGAUCCAGUUACCUCAGGGUGUCGGCUAUCGAAAGAACUUAUUUUCGGCUGCAUGCAAGAUCUAUACUCUGCAAAAAAUGACUACUUAAUUAGUAUGCAAUUGUCUCAUUGAUUUUCGAUGCCCUUGAAAAUUCAAUUAUAUUUCAUGGAAAACAUGCAUACAAAUAUUCAUUCUUUUACUUAUUCGGUAGAAAAUCACGUCUUCUUCCAAUUUCAUACUCAAAAAGAGUAUAAUUCGGUUUUAGAAAAGUUUCUAAUUGUGAGAUUUUUCAAUACCGUUAAAUGGCCGUUCAUGAAACGUCAUGUAUCUGCAUUUACGAAUGUGGCUUGUAAAGUUAACAAUAUUGCUCAAAUCCACUGCUUAAUUUUAUAAACCUCACAUGGUCUCCUCUUAACGCCGUAGAGAAAUGCAUGGUUUUCCGUACACGGAAAAUAUACAGCUUGUAGUUUUGAAACCCAGAAUGCAAGUGUAACAGCAGGUCGGGUUCAACAUUAUUCGGGAAUUAGAAAGGUUUUUUCAAACCGAAUUAUACACUUCUUCCGAGUAUCAUAUCGGAAAAAGACGUGAUUUUCUACCGAAGAGGUGAAAGAAUGAAUAUUUUUAUGCAUGCUUUCCAUGAAAUAUAAUUUAAUUUUCAAGGACAUCGAAAAUCAAUAAGAAAAUUGCAUGCUACUUCAGUAGUCAUUUUUUGCAGAGUAUAGAUCUUGCAUGCAGCCGAAAAUAAGUUCUUUCGAAAGCCGACACCCUGAGGUAACUGGAUCAUUAUAGAUUUAUGCUGCAUCAUGAUUAGUUUUACAACACUACUUAAUUUACCUAUUCGAAACGAGAACGCAUUUCGAAAUUUUGGUUGACAUUUCAUGAGUUAGCACUUCUACUGUAUUUUGUGUUUUCAUUUAACUAACGGUUGUUCAUUAUCAAUUUGUUGUUUUGGUGGAUGCACUUGGUCUGACUUCCAAUUGGUUAGUGAUUUUUCAUGAGUCAUAUUACCUACUGCAUUAAAGCGUGCUUGACAAAAUUACGUGAACACAAUUUCUGCACAAGAAAAGGACAGUUCCUUGAAGGGGCUGGAUGCGCAAUCAAAAUGCGCAACGUUUAAGACGUCCAAAGUUCUCGCAUCAGUUUCCGUUAUCAGGUUUCGUGAAAUAGGUCACGUACUGUAUGCUUCAUAAAAAGCAUUAUUAAACAUACAGAUACAAUGCUAUUUGGAUGGACAUUCCACGGCCUUAAACGGUCCCAUCACUCGAAACCUUUUUGAGACCGGAAGAUAUCCUUUCUUCCAGCAUAAAAUUUGAAGUAGGCGUGGUUUUCUACCAAAUGAGUGCAAGAAAGAAUAUUUUUCUGAGCGUUUUGUGCAAAAUUUACAAGGACAAGGUAAGUUGAUAGAGGAAAUGCAUACUACUCAAGUAGCUAUUUUUACGUAGUGCUGUAUUUGUAGUAGGCCGAAAAGAAGUACAUCUUGUCGCUUUGUAAUUUCCUCAGAAAUUAUCUACGAAGUUGGAGUAGAUCAGUUUAUUCAAGGUGUAUAGGCUCAGACCGAGAAUUUUAUACCACUGACGAGCCGAACCCCUCGCAGCUGCGCCAUGCAGCGGCAAAACAUCGGCGAAACACGCGUGUAUGUCUUUUGGCUAGUGCCUGUGCUGUUAGUAUGGUAUUACCUAAUACAAGAGAAGCAAAUCUAAAAGCAAACAUUCCAGCCUGUCUGAAAUAUUACUACGCUGUCCCGCAUGAUAAUCAGCAUUGCAACCCCGCUUAAGUCAUCCUUCCCAAUCGAAUACAUAUUUCAGAAUUUUGGUUAACAUUUCGUGAGAUGGGUCACUGAUUGUGUCUUCAACCUCUUUCUUGGAUGACAUGGGAUAUCCUUACUGUGGUGCAGCAUAUGUGGACUGUCUGUUCCCUGACGAAGCCGACGUGGUUCACUCGAGGUCGGUGGUGGAGGCGAGCAGUCUUCACUUUCAGCCCACCUUUCACCUGCACAGUCCAACUGAGAGGGCGCGUAGGGGGGAUAUGGGUGUUGACAGCUCCUCGACACUUCAGUUUUAUGUUGUCUGUGCCACGGGUAGGUACGUUGUCUGUCACUCAAACGCGCGAGCGUCCCCAAAUGAGUGCAAGAAAAGGUGUUUUAUGGAGGUUUUCUAUAAAAUAUGCUUGGAUUCAUAUGGGCACCCUAAGUUUGUAGAACAAAUAUAUACUACUCAGGUAGUCACUUUUUACCGAGUGCAGUGAGUACAGGUGGCCGAAAAGAAGUGUAUUCAAAAACCAACAUCCUGGCUAGUCCGAAGUACGAUAGGAUUAUGCUGCAUUGUAAUCAUUAUUACAGCCUUACAUAGAUAAUCCUUCCCAAUCGAAUACGCAUUUCAGAAGUUCGGUUAACAUUUCAUCAAAUCAGUCACUCAUUGUACCUUCAAACUCUUUCUUGGAUGACAUGGGGUCAAGCAUGUGCGAACUGUUCGAUUCCUGACGAAACCGAUGAACACUUUCGUCACAAAUGAGGCAGUCCACCCAUGCGAUACCAUAGUGAGGUCAUCCGACGUCAUCUAAGAAAGACAUGUGAUGUGGUUUGAACAAGUUCUUUCUUGCCUUCUGCUCUGAAUGUGACCUCGCUGUCCGAGCGCAUGCAGCGAAGAGGUCAGCUCAAUGCCUAAUGCAAUACUCUCCGUCAAGACAUACAGGCCCUUUGUUGUUUAGUCUUCGUCACUGGAGGCAAACUACCCGGGUCCGUUGUAGCUGAUCACCGCGCGUGAACAAACACUGGCAGAAUGGAAUUACCGACAAAGACAAGGGAGACUGGAAUGGCCAUUUCUAGCUUAUUAGCCGUCGUCAGCCAGCCAUACCCAAGCCCGAAGUGUGGAACACCCGAGCCUCGAACUCGCGACCUGUUGAUUUAGAAGUCCACGCCUCUACCCAGGGGGCCACGAGCCCGUUGCCCUGUCGGUUUCCGAUCGGGAAUAUACAAUGGUAGGGGGCGCUCACCGAUCGUUCAUACGGAACUCACUCGUCCCGUUGUGCCUUAAGAGCUCUCUCUCGAGCCCAACCAGCAGCCGCACAGCGGCGCAUGAUAUAUAGGCAGCCCGGGUGUUCCACACUUCGGGCUUGGGUAUGGCUGGCUGACGACGGCUAAUAAGCUAGAAAUGGCCAUUCCAGUCUCCCUUGUCUUUGUCGGUAAUUCCAUUCUGCCUGUAUAUCAUGCGCCGCUGUGCGGCUGCUGGUUGGGCUCGAGAGAGCUCUUAAGGCACAACGGGACGAGUGAGUUCCGUAUGAACGAUCGGUGAGCGCCCCCUACCAUUGAACAAACACUGUUCGGCAACUGGUUUAAAUACUAGUAGAGUCUUAUCGAGUAAUCAGGUCACUGCAAGUCACAAACUGCAGAGAGCCGCAUUGGCAUCUUGGGACACUGUAACAACAGAAAUGUGGACCCUCGAUCAGAAACACCGCCGAUCUUCCCCCAGGCUUCUUUGCGCAACUACGCUCUGUGUCCCGACUAAAGUAGCCGGACGUCCGGUUGUCUGCCUCAAUACGGUCAACUACCCCUCUGUCCAAUCGCAGCAGUAUAGUCUGUGCAAAUCCGAUGCUGACAUGGAUUUCGGCCUGUGACGGCACUCAUUGCUCUGCGAUACAUACCACUGAAACACCAGUCACCAUUCAAACCAUGAGAACAGAAGACAAUUAUUAUUGAUUACGACUGACGAACCGCCGUGCGUAGAAGUGGUGGUGGCCAUCCUGUUUGUACGCUUCUAGCGGGUGCCCUCACCUCCCUCCUAUUUCUUCCUUUCUGCCACCCGCCAACAGACCAGCUCUCUACAUCGGAGAGUCGGAGAAGACUCCCCUCUACGCCAUUCGCACAGUCUCAGAGACCAGUCUGAGUCGUCGCACCACUCACCGGGUCUCCGAGCGUCUCUGGUUGGCCGCCGGCGCCGCUGCCGCGGGAGCUCUUCAACGGGCCAACGGCGGCGGCGGCAGCGGCAGUAAUGCCAGCUCCAUUUUUGACCUGACCGUGGCUCUCCGACGUAAGCACAACGACGCUGACGCGAAUGCCGGUGUCUACUGGCCAAAAAGCCUGUUUGGCCUCUACGAACUAUCGGCUGAUUCUCCGCGCGUCGACCCCUCCUGGUCUCCGAAACCGCACACCUCCAAUCGACUCUUUCGUAUCACAGAUGCCUCACCCAGGUUUGUUUCCAUUUUUCAGAUUUUAAUUCUCGCCGUCUCGUACCUUCCACCUAGAAUAUAAACUCUAUUGAGAGUUCAUUCUCGAGGUCACCAGACUCAAGAUGGUCUCUCAUUAGGGUCUUACUUGCCACGCUUUCAAUAACGAACCAAAACUAUUGUGUAAAAAUAAUUGGCGGGUGUAGGUGGUUGUUCAGAAAUCUACCUUCAUAUCUCAUAUACAGUAGGUGGGUCAAAUCAUGAAAUGUCAACCGAAAUUCUGAAAUGCGUUAUAAUAAUUCAGUUACCUCAGGAUGUCGCCUUUCGAACGAACGUCUUUCCGUCUACUUGCAAAAUUAUGCUCUCUAAAAAAUCACUACUUAUGUGGCAUGCAUUUUUCUCAUUGAUUUCCAAUGCCCUUAAAAUUUCAAUUACAUUUCAUGAAAAACACGCAUAAAAAUACUCAUUCUUUUGCUCAUGCGGUAGGAAAUUACGCCUUCUUCAAUUUUUACACUCGAAGGAAGGGCAUAAUUCAGUUUUCAAAAACUUUUCCAGUUCCCGAAUAAUUUUGAACCCGGCCUGCCGUUACACUCGCAUUCAGGGUUCCCAAACUACAAGCCGUAUAUUUUCCGCGUACGGAAAACCAUACAUUUCUCUACGGUGGUAAGAGGAGACUAUAUGGGGGUUCCUAAAAUUAAGCCGUGGAUUUUAGCAACAUUGUUAACUUUACAAACCACAUUUAUAAAUGCAGAGACAGGACGUUUUACGAACAGCCAUUUCAUGGAUUUAAAAAAUCUGACAGUAAGAAACUUUUCAAACCCGAAUUAUACCUUUCCUUUGAGUACAAAAUUGGAAGAAGACGUAAUUUCCUAGCGAAUUAGCAAAAGAAUGAAUAUUUCUAUGCAUGUUUUUCAUGAAAUAUUAUUGAAUUUUUAAGGACAUCGAACAUCGGUGGGAGAAUGCAUGCUACGUAAGUAGUCAUUUUUACAGAGUAUAGUUUUUGCAUGCUGCCGGGAAGAAGUUCGUUCGAAAGCCAACAUCCUGAGGUAACAGAAUUAUUAUGUAAUUAUGGGCCGCGCGAUGACUAAUUUUAAAACCCUUCUUAAGUAAUCUUUUCGAAACGAGAACGCAUUUUGCAAUUUUGGUUGACAUUUCAUGAGUUAGCCCACCUACUGUAGGCAGGUGUGUUUCAUAACGGUUCGCCUGACUAUAGGCCACUAAAGGGACUUUGUGGUACGCGGAUUUUGACUUUUACUAGCGUUUUUGAUGUUAAAAGUGCUCAUACCGGGCUGAAAGUUAAGAUUGGGGUUGGUGUCAGGAGUUGGGUUGCCAGGUCUAGGUUGUGAUUUUGGUUUUAGGUCGAGGCUAGGGCUAGGAGUAGGCUUAGAAUUUCAAUUAGGGUUAGGAUUUUUAGCCUUGGGUCAAGGUUAGAGUUGCAUAUGAGUUCUCUCUAGAGUGUUACCAAUUGACGGUCAAGGUUACUUAUUACAUGGAUGGUGACGGUUGGUGUAAGAGUUGUGGUUAACUUCAUUUUUCCCAGCGAGCUGCAUACCAUACCCUUGCCACAUGAUAAACCCUAGUAUAUUUAAACUCUGUAUAAUUCGCGACUUCCAAUUUUAAAUAAAAAGAAUCUUUGGACAAGACAAGCGAUGCCGAUUUUUGUAAGGACCGACUCAGAUCUUCUGUACUGUUUUGAAUCGGAUAACUUACAGGUGCUUAAAGUUGGCUUUCAUAGUGUACCCACUUAUCUAUGAUUCGCCGCGAGGUCUCAGGUUGUCUGCAACACUUGACGCGAAAUUGGGCCGAACACCUUCCGUAAGUGGUGAAGCCGUGGAUCGAUUUCUUAUGUCUGGAGUGUCAAGACAUACCACACACCUCAGGCCACCUCAGUGUGCAUCUGCUCCUUCACUUGCUCCUGUGGAGCAGGUUAUAUUGGUCGUAAGAGUCGGCGCCUUUCCAAAAGAAUACGAGAGCAUCCCCUCGCAUGGGUAGCAAAAGGUGAAACUAGGAGAAUAGACAGCGCCAUCCUUGCGCAUGCAGUGGAUUCCGGGUGUCGUGUGGACCCCGCUGGAGCAUUUCGUGUGAUUUAUAAGGUCCCUUGAGCUACCCUGAGGUACUCGGUCAGCGCCUAUUAGCAACAGCAGAAGCGGUCGCCAUCAGCUUACCAAAAUCGACCCUGUGUGCCCAGAAGAACCUCGUUCAGGCGCCGCGCUUACCGUGGGCAAAGGUUUACUAGCCACAUACAACUUUUCGUACCCCUCCGCUCUUGUCUAGCCUGUGUUUUUUAAAACUUUUAUCGAUUUUUUCAAUCGCUGUAGCCCGUUCUCAUAUAAGUGUACCGGUCUGAAAAGAAGUUAUCGAAAGCAGCGUUUCAGGUUAGCAAACCUAAAUGAUCCGGGUCGAUAAUCUGAGGAAAGGGAAGUACUCACCGGAUCGAGGGAAUUGUUUGGCUGAAGAUUCGAAGAGCUUGGGCGGCUCUCCAUUAUCCAAGCGUCUAGUGCUAAAGAGCAACGUUUGCUCGCCACUUUGUCUUCUAAAUUCAAUGUCUAGGACGGAUCGAAACUGUCGUGUUGGGGCAAUAUGAGUUGGGUUUUUCUCAAGACUAGGGUUGCCAGGUCUAGGUUGUGAUUUCGGUUUUAAGUCGAGGCUAGGGUUAGGCACAGGGCUUAGAAUUUCAGUUAGGGCUAGCGUUUUAAAGCCUGGAUCAAGGUUACGGUUGCAUAUGAAUUUUCCUCUAGUACUUGCCAGUUUAGGGUCAAGGUUACUCAUCACAGGCAUGGCCACAGUUUGUGCUAGAGUUGUACUUAACUACGGUUAUCCCACUGUGGCAGCAUACCAUACUCUUGCCAAAGAAUUAAUCCCAGUAUAUUUAAACUCGACACUAUUCUUGGUUGUUAAUUUUCAAUGAAAAAAGUGCCUAGAUCUGACGGUCGCAUGCAGAUUUUCAUAAGGGCCGGCGUGCUUACACACCAACUCAACCUUACAGCUGCUUAGAGUCGGCUUGCCAAGUACCACUUAUUUCUGAUCCGCCGUGAUGCCUCAGGAGACUUGCAACACUUUAAGGACGAUUAGGACUGAUGCUAAAUUGGGCCAAACACCGUCGGUGAAGCCGUGGAUCGAUUUCUUAUGCCUGGAGUGUCAAUACAUACCACACAGUCCUCCAAAGCCACCUUGUCCCUUUCGGGCGAACGCAUUUACUUUUCGCACGCUGUCACCACACAAACUAGUAUGUUAGCAACAUUGUCUCAUGGACAAUGCUCCAUAACAAAAAUACUAUAAGGCCCAGGAGCGGGUAACUCAUCUUCCGCGUCCAAAGGGGGGGGGGUGGAAUUGUGAUGUAGUCAGAAUGUUAUUACCGACAAAUACAAGGGAGACUAGAAUGGCCAUUUCUGGCUUAUUAGCCAUCGUCAUCCUGUCAUACGCCACGUCGAGGUGUGGAACGCCUGGGGCUCCGCCCCACGACCUGUUAGUUAGAAUUGCAACGCCUCUAACCACUGAGCCACGGGCUCGUUUUCCUGUCGGUUUCGGUCGGGAAUGUACAAUAGAAAAGAGGGGCUCACCGAUCGUUCUACGGAACUCACUCGUCCUGUUGUGCCUUACGGCAACACCAUUCUGCCCAUAUCAUGCGCCGUUGUGCAGCUGCUGGUUGGGCUCGAAAGAGAGCCCGUAGGGCACAACGGGACUAGUGAGUUCCAUAGAAACGAUCGGUGAGCGCCCCGCUACCAUUGUGAUGUAGUCUCUGGGCUUUCGUAGUAUUGCUUUGUUUGCUUCGCCGCUUCUGAACCUCCAUUUUUUGGAGGGUGGAGGAGGAUAGCUGCCGUGGUCAAUGACUCCUAUGAAAUAUUAACCGAAAUUCUUCAUUUUGAUUCAACUGUGAAAAACUCGACGACCUCGGUGGGGUUUGAACCCACACCAGCAAGUACAGCCAACACUCUACCUGCCGGGAGCCAUUAGUUUAAUCAGAUUUGGGUCAAGUUACCCGCCCAGUCUACGGCAACUUGUGGAAUCAACCAAAUCCGAUGCAGUAAGCUGACCGCCCAAGCAGGAUUUCCUAUUUAAUCAAUCUAGAUCCCACCACAUGACUCACUUUAUAGGCGUUUUGGCAGAUUUUGAGUAACCUACCAUGAAUGUUUAUGCCGUAUCAUGAAGACGUCAUAUAGGCCUUAUAACAUUUAGCAGUGAAUGUGGACAAUGAGUUAUAUCCAAGUGACUGACCAGUCAUGAAACACAGGAACACUGCGCCCUUCAUCUUUUGAUAACUUUUUCUUGUGAAUGCCUUUUAAUUAUUUAAACGGUAUCCCCUCACUUCGGAUAAACAAAACCUCCAAAAAGGGGAUGACGUUUUCACUUGGAAAGGCGUACAGUUAACACACAGUGCGUCAUUUACUGGAGCUAUUUCAGUUUGACAAGUGCAUAAGAGCCCAUAGUGUAUCACAGUGACCGAUCUCAAGGAAUGUUGGCUGAAAUUUUGAAAUGCGUUUUCGAUUAGAAAGGAUCACUUAGGCGCCGUUGUAAUACUGGUUAUCUUGUGGCAUAAUCCUAUAAUAUUUUCGUCUUGGCAGGAUGUCAGCUUUUGGGUGCGCCGCUUUUCAAAUGCCUGUAGAAACCGUACUCGGUAAAAAAAAAAGCUACUUAAAUAGCAUGCAUUUUUCCCAUUGAUUGUCGAUGAUCUUGAAAAUUAAAAUAUAUUUCACAGAAACCACAAGCAAAAAUAUGCUUUCUUUAUCUUUAUAUGUUAUACUCGAAAAGGGAGUAUAAUUAGGUUUUAAAAAGGUUUCUAAUAGUGAGAUUUUUUAACCCGCACAAUGUCCAUUCAUAUAGCAUUGUACCUGUCUGUUUGCCACUGUUCCUCAUGAAAUUUACCACAUAGUCCGCAUUCAUUGCAAAAUUAUAUGGACUCUAUUUGAUAUCUUUUUGAAGGCAUUGUAGAGCAUGUGAUUUUCUUUCCGCGGACCGCAUGUAGACUGGAAUCACUAAAAGCUAGUGCAGCGAUCGAUCAGGCUCCAAAUUAUUCGGCUAUUAGAAAACUUUUCAAAACCCAAUUUUACUUUUUUUUCGAGUGUAAAAUAUAAAGAUGACGUGAUUCUCUACCAAACGACUGAAAAACACACAUUUUUGCUUGUGGUUUCUAUAAAAUAUCCUUGGAUUUGCAAGACCAUCGAAAAUCAAUGGAAAAAAUACAUGCUAUUCAAGUUGUCAUUUUUCACUGAGUACGGUUUCUACAGGAGAUUAAAAAACAGUGCAUCCAAGAGCUGCGAAGUCCGAAAUAUCAUGGGAUUAUGCCACAAGAUAAUCAGUAUUACAACGGUGCCUAAGUUAUCCUUUUUAAUCGAAGAUGCAUUUCAGAAUUUCAGCCAACAUUUCAUGAGAUCGGUCGCUCGUUGUAUCGUUUAUUUGCGACGUGCGGUGAAAGGGCAUGCGACCUGCUACCUUUAAGGAGGAAUGAGGACUGACACGAAAUCGGGUCAAACUCCGUCGAUAAGUGGUAAAGCCAGCCCAGCAACAACUAAACUUCCACUACGGAAGCCUUGCAGCAAUUAGCUUCACCCUAAACAACACCGACAUUCUGUGAGCCUUCUUGCUUUGCAUAGCGAACGGCAGGAUCCGUUGUGUAAAUCAUUCGUCUCAAGACAACCUUGAGGCUGCAAGACCGGAUAGCCCUCGAAAUUAGCAAUUUACGCUCUAGUUGGAGCGCUGGAACAUGUGUUUUCAUGAUAGGUGAACCCAUUUUUGGACUCCAAAUCUAAUAUGGUAAUGUUAUUUACAUUAUCUCUCCCUCUAUAUCUAGUCACGACGCCAUCAUUCUGCCUGGCUCUCCACUCUCAAUCGGGCUUCCGGGGAGUGAGACGCCCUCCGAGGUCGUCGCAGCACCCACCAUCACAGCACUCCGUCUUCUGCUCGCAGUACUCCUCUGUGUGGGUUGCCUGAUGCUCCCGGUUGCUGCCCUGCUGUGGACGCGCAGACGUGUCCGUCAGGACUCUCUGGUAGGUUUCUGCGGUCAUUAUCCCAACCGUCCGUAUGUCCCUCCCCCCUCCUGCAUGUUCACUUCGCUAAGUGAAUCUGGGGCAGGCUGCAUCGACUGGAGAGUGUGAGUUAUCGCACCUGGCGUUCUGAUCUCGAGCCUAUCCUGUGGACUCACCUCCCCCCCACCUCCUGACGUUUGCGGCAGCCCAUCUUCACAACAAGCCACCCACGGUCGCCUUGACCACUGGCGGAUCCCCUGACGUCAUGGUUGCCACCCACGUGGCUGCCGACUUUAUAGCUUUGGCCAUGCACAUUUAUCGUGGAUUUUGUGAACAGGGCGGGAUAGUGGAACAAGCCAGCAUGUUCAAUGGGACGCCUACUGCGGGUCUUUUCGGCCUGAUUCUGAUUACAACGGACUCGCAGCCCCUUAGCGAGACUCGCGUCUAGUCCCAGGGAGUUAGAAAUUAAACGGUGCUAGGCAUCAGUACAGAGAGUCGCCGAGAUGGAUCAGAAGAAUAGGCCGCUAAGCAAACCAAAAAGAUAAUGACUAGUCCGGCUGAAAACGCCCUGUAGUACUAGAUUCAAUUCAAAAAAAAGGUUUGGGUAAUAACCACUGGCUUAAACAGCCUGAAUAGAUGUCAACUCCAUUCGAAUUGCUUGUUGACAUAAUACCUGCACCCUUGAAAUUCUCUGCUUACAUAGUGCUCUGCCGAACAUCCUCUGUCGGAUGGGUCUAGCGGUACCAGGAUAAGUCAUCGGUCGGCUAAUUUUAGCCUUACGGAGGUUUAUGUCUCGAAACAGUCUGCAUAAGCUGUGACAACGAUGAGUGGCUGACAUACCUGCAUAUUCAACACACAUAGUACCUCGGAGUGAGUGAGAGAAACUGCCUCCACAACCGUCCUCCUUUUGGAGAAAAAGUCAGACCAUGACUUCGCAUAUCCACCCCCACUAUAAUCCAGCAAAUGCGCAGGUACGCCACCGAUGCGUCGCAAAGAAGGCGUAGCUUGGGGAGUUGCCAAAUGGUGACGCAAGUUUGUCGUCUGGGAGUGGGAAAAACUACUAGCCAAAAGUGUCACUGUUGACUUUCAAGGCUUAUCGGUACGAUUUUUGAAUAUUAUUGAUCCUCUACGGCAAGGAUCUGCAAUGCGUUAUUCCGGUUUUCCUUUACGAUGUGCCUGAUCUUUUUUGGCUAGUGGGGAAAUUCUAUCAAUCUGGUGACAGUUUGGACAGCUGCACUGUCGAAUGCGGCUCGCUAACUUGGUUAUUUUUGGUCGCACCUCGACCCUUACUUCCGUCGCCUCCUUAUCGACUCACUUGCCUACACCAGUCAUUACGAUGUGUUCUGCACCGCAUUCUGGGGCCCAGUGGGCCCGUAAACGCUCGUGUGGCCGUCUGAUUUACCUGUCGCCUAAAAAUCGGGUCCCAGAUGUUAUCCAUUCGGCCCCAAGCAUGCCUGAGCCUUACAGCUCUAGCUUACGUUUUUUCAACCCGUCACGCCUGUUGACUCCGAGGCUGCAAGCGCAGUAACCGUUUCGGUAUGCGCUAUUCGUACAGGCGAGCUUACCUUCAUGUCCAGUCUUCCCGACAUAUUUGCAGUCACACCUGUCGCAGGGAACCUUUUAAACACCUGCCACUGGAGGAAAAUUGCCACACUGGUUCCGCGGCGUUCGGUGUCCUCAUACACGCCCAGCGCUAAUCUCCCAGCCUGCGAUUUUUCCAAAAAAAGCUUUCACGGCUAGAACUUGUCCAGCCCUCGUGUAAUCUCGGUCGCUUGCAAUUACACCAGCAAGGGACGUGCUCUUCUCAUUUGUAGACAUGAGGCUUGAUCCUGAUUCAACAGCUGAGCUUCAUAUCAUUCCUGCAAACCUUUUUCGCACCAGUCACUCCUCCCUAUUGAUCGCGGCCAGCUUUAGAUCACAGGCCAUUGAUUACCAUCUCUGCGCCUUGUCUAAUGAAUGCCCCUUUACCUUUGACAGAGCGUCCAAACGCAGCACAACUCACCCACUCUGCCGGCAUCUUUCGACUCACCCGAUGCCUCCGGCUGGGCCGGCCACACUGCAGACUCUGUCGCCCAUCCAGGCGUGGUCCGUUUCAACACAAAUCAAGUACUCGGAUGCGGCAGUAAUGGUACCAUUGUGUUUGAGUAAGUUCGCCAUCCGUAACGGCUUGCUAAACUCUCUCAGACGGUUAAUACUGAUUCUAUCCUGUUGCAAAUGACUCAAUAUCAACCCUUUGUUAUUAGUAUGCGUCGGAGAGACUUGUCUGUUACCUCAUUCGAGGCGGUUACCCGGCUGAGGUCACUGUCUUGAGGCGCUUCUGAUGUGAUCUAGAUGUGUCAGGUCGUGUCACUGUGGGCAGCUCAACACCCCAGUACAACUACAGUGCGUGACCGAUCUCAUGCAAUGUUGGCCCAAAUUCUGGAAUGCGUUUCCGAUUAGGAAGGAUUACUUAGGUGGGGUUGUUAUACUGAUUAUCAUGCAGCAUAACCCUAUAACAUUUCGGACUCGGCAAGAUGUCGGCUUUUGACUGCACUUAUUUUUUACCUCCGACAGAAACCACACUCUGUAAAAUAAAAGUGAUUACUUAAGUAGCAUACAUUUUUCCUGUUACCUUUCGAUGUUCUUAUAAAUUCAAAAUAUUUUAUAAAUAACAUGCACAAAAAUAUGCAUUUCUUUGCUCAUUUGGUAGAAGAUCACGCCUUGAAGUCACAGGGGAAUAUGCUAUUUUCCUUACGCGGAAAGCAUGCGCCAUGUAGACUGAAAUUGUUUAACGCUGAUGCAAUGACAGAUAAGGCUGGAAACUAUUCGGGAAUUGGGAAACUUUUUAAAAAUCCCAAUACACACUUUCUUCGGGCAUAAAGUAUGAAUGCACUGUAAUUUCCUUCCAAAUGAGCAAAAGAAAGCAUAUUUUGCGCAUGUUUUCUAUAAAAUAUAUUUGAAUUUAUAAGAUCACCGAAAAUCGAUAGGAAAAGUGCAGACUGCUUAGGUAGUCAUAUUUACCGAGUGUGGUUUCUGCUGGAGGUCGAAAAGAAGUGCAUUCAAAAGCCCACAUCCUGGCGAGUCCGAAAUGUUAUAGGGUUAUGCUGCAUGGUAGACAGUAUAACAACCCCACUUAAGUAAUCCUUUCUAAUCGGAAACGCAUUCCUAAAUUUGGGCCAACAUUUCAUGAGAUCGGUCACGCACUGUAAGUUUGAACCAAUCCGGAGGCUUGUGUGGACAGGUGGUGGAGGUCUGAAGUUGUUCCAACUGCAAUCAGCUGGUUAGGGUGUCAGGUCGUGUUAUUGUGGGCAGCUGAACACCCCAGUGCAGCCACCUAUUCAUCAAACCAGCCAACCUUUUCUCGUUGUGUUUGCCAAACCAGAUUUGCACAUCGCUGGGGAAAAUUUGGCCUCUUUUUGCAAUUUGCCAGCUGUCUUCUCACUGGACUUUUGCGUUUUUCGCUUCCAGCGGUUUCUACGGUUCUCAACCGGCCGCCAUCAAACGCAUCCUACGGCAGCCGGCCUUUGAAAAGAGUUGGCUUCGAGAGCACAACAUCCUGCUGCAGCAUCAUCAUGAGCAUCUGAUUCGCUGCUACUGGACGGUACGUUCCAGGCCUCCUUGGGCCUCACUCUUGCCACCGCCACUUGGCCCUCCCACCAGCGUACAUCUUUUACCUGCUUCAACAGUCACUUUUGCUUAGAAAAAAAGAUCUUGUGGGUAAUUCCUCGGCGAUCGGUAUUCAACAGGUAUAGUGUUGCUCAAAAGUUACUGAGCUUUAAGCACUACAUGUACUGCCGUCUGGAAGGAGGAUUCCCGGGUUUAUUGCGUAACCGGUGUAGUUUCGUUUGGGGACAAAUCCGGAGUGUGUCGAAAGGGAUGAGACUAUGGUUCGUCAGUUCAUUGUCGUCUCACCAGAAUGCACAGACUAACUUUCCUAGCCCAUAUAUCUAAGUAAAUCGCAGUUCAUCGGCUUUGACAGCACGGUUGGCCUGUGUUUGAUUGGUCUAAAGGUGGGAAUCUUCAUCCUUUCCGUUUAGAAUUUACAUAUUGCCUCUGGCGGCGCCGAAGCCUCGCUUGGUGCGGUAUUACCCCUAUGCCUGGUGACCGUUUCUUGGGUAACCGACCCAAGUUUGCUGGGGUGCCAGCCCUCACUGAUGGACGUUCCGCCGUCCUUUGGCGUGUCAGUGAGCUGGCAGCCACAGCGCGUGACCUAACUAAUGAAAUUUGUCGAAAUUUACGAAUGAUUUGGGCAAUAUUUUUUUUACCGACAAAGACAAGGAGACUGGAAUGGCCAUUUUUGACUUAUUGGCCGUCGUCAACCAGUCACAUACCCAGCCCCGAAGUCUGGAACACCAGAGACUGGCACUCGCGACCUGUUAGUUAGAAGUCCACGCCUCUAACCACUGGACCACGAUCGUUCUUACCGUUCCGUUGUGCCUUACAGGCGUGGACUUCUAACGAACAGGUCGCGAGUUCGAGCCUCGGGUGUUCCACACUUCGGGGUUGGCUAUGACUGGCUGACGACGGCUUAUAAGCCAGAAAUGGCCAUUUCAGUCUCGCUUGGCUUUGUUGGUAAUGCCAUUCUGCCUAUAUCAUGCUCCGUUGUGCGGCUGCUGGUUGGGCUCGAGAGAGAGCCCGUAAGGCACAACGGAACCAGUGAGUUCCGUAAGAAAGAUCGGUGAUCGCACCCUACCAUUACGAAUGAUUGCCAAUCACUGGCAAACCGCCACCAUUUCAUGCGUCAAAUGUCUAUGUUAAUUAAGUACAAGUUCGAAAGAAUUAAAACACAGAAGAAAUACUAAAGGCAGUUUUGCGUUGUUUAGAAACGCCGAUUUUUUUGGAAAAGCGCAGUAUCCCAAAAACGUCUGAAAUGGCUGUAAUUUAGUAAGCUUUGGUUUGAGAUAUAGAGAAUAUAUUCUCAAACCAAAACGUAGUAAAUAGGAAAGUACAAGUAAAAUAACGUUUAGUAAUAGUGCUUCGGUGAAGUUAACAUCUAAAUAUCGUUUAAGAAUUACUGUGCUUUCAUAUAUGGCGGUUUGACAACAAUCUACAUUUUCAGUAAAGAUUCAAAAACAGUCUUCCAGGGAUUCGGGGUCUUCUUUACUCGUUUAAGUUGAAUGAGAUGUGGGACGUCGUAGGAACAAAAGUUUUCAUAAGGCGACAUGCUGCAAAUGCAGAUCGGCGCCUAAUAAAUUUAAAUAGAACUGACAGGCGUGAUCGUAAACAUGCCAUUUUGUUCUUGUAGAGUGAACUUUUCUUCCGUUAAAUUGAUUUACACUUUUCGUCCAUUUUGGAUUAAGUUGAGUUUUAGAUCGACCUCGAAAUAUUGCUGAAGUAGGCGUGACGCAGAUUUUGUACACUGGAAGACGAAGGUGAAAGAGCAGACACUGGCGAUACUUUCGCGGGUGAAGUUCCGUUCAAAAAGCCCGCGAUAUUGCCAUGUUAGAUGACAUAAUUAGCACAGCACAGGCCUCGAAGACUGCGACACGUGCAGUUGGGUGUAUGUGGACUUACCACAACGUGCAUUGUCCAAUCUUGACGCAUCAUUUAGAGAGCCCCCGUUCAAGCGGUCGGGCACAGGAAUAUCGCCUCCCACAAUUACAGGCGACCUUGCGCCAGAUUCCAAGGGAUUCGGAUUAGGAGUCGGGGUAAUAAUUAGGACAUUUGAAUAGUUAGCUCCCUGACAAUCAGCGCAUGGCCAUCUGUAAUACGGAGAAUCCUUAUUCCUAUGUUCAACCUAAUAAACCCUUGAUGAAGUUGUUUAAGGUAACAGCUGUUACUUUCAAGGCGAUCCUAUGUUACUAGAAUCAUAUGACACUUGACCACGUAAUCCUCUCCUCAGCAAAUAGCUAUAUGCUUCGAGUCAGCUCCUAAACCGACUCGGACAACCGUAUCACUUGAGCAUGCUUUCAGACACCUGAGACGCGAACAAGCAAGUUCAGGUCGACGCUAGCGUGCUGGUGCAGCAUCAGUGGCUUGUGCGUGAAUUAGUUUAUAGUAGUAGGUUUGCGCGGCACCUGCUAUCCUCUCUCUCCCUCCCCCCGCACCCAUCUUGCUCCAAUGGUAAGCCAAUGUUGGGACGAAUGAUGGUGGGUGUUGGCACCGUGGCUGCCAAAGCUAACCCGACCGUCUACGCGUGCCACGCGCACGCGCGACCUGAUCUCGGACUGCUGUAGUAGUCGUCCUAACAUGCCAAGUUGCAGAUUGCAUCUAGAAGGCAAUAUCUAUCGCUGAAACCAUGCUUCCGCCCGCGUGAGGAAAGGGAUAAUGCUGCAGACAGUCAUUUACAAACAGAAUUCACGGACUAAUUAUUAUCUUUUUGGUUUACCUAGCGACCUAUUCUUUUGCUCCAUCUCGGCGACUCUCUGGACUGAUGCCUAGCACCGAUUAAUUGUUAGCGAGACGUAAUUAUCUACCGAAUGAGCAAAACAAUGGAUAUUUUUACGCAUGUUUUUCAUGAAAUAUAUUUGGACAUUUAGGGGCAUCGAAAAUCAAUGGGAAAAUUGCAUGCUAAUUAAGUAGUCAUUUUUUACAGUGUAUCGUUCUUGCAUGCAGUCGAAAAUAGGUUCAUUCAAAAGCCGACACCCUGAGGUAACAGAAUUAUUAUAUAAUUAUGUUGCAGACUGACCAGUUUUACAAUCCUACUUUAUUAAUCUUUUUGGACCGAAAACGGCUUUCGGAAUUUCGGUUGACAUUUCAUGAGUUAGCCCACCUACUGUACUUUCAAGGCGAUGAUAUUUAACAAGAAAUACCAUCUGCUACUAGAAUCAUAUGACGCUUGACCACGUAAUCCUCUCCUCAGCAAAUAGUUAUAUGCUGCCAGUCAGCUCCCAAACCGACUUCAGACAAUCGUAUCACUUGAGCGUGCUUCCAGACAAGUUCAAAUCGGCGCCAGCGUGACAGCUCGUCCAUCGAUGCUCCCACAGGCUGGUGCAGCACCAGUUACUUGUGCGGGAAUUAGUUUAUAUAGGUAGGUUUGCGCGGCACCUGCCGACCUCUCCGAUCUUGCUCCAAUCGUAAGGCAAUGUCGGUUGCGAGCUACAUACGUGGGGAAGGUUCAUGCGUCAAGACGAAUUAUGGUGGCUGUCAAAGCUAACCAGACCGUCUACGCGUGUCACACGCACGCGCGACCUGAUCUCCACCGGGCUGCCAACAUGCCAAGUUUCAGGUUCCAUCUACAAGGAAACUGUCUAUCGCUGAAGCUAUGCCUCCGCCCGCGUGAGGGGAGGGAUGAUGCUGCAGACAGUCAUUUACAAACAGAAUUCACGAACUAAUCAUUAUCUUUUUGGUUUGCUUAGUGGCCUAUUCUUUUGCGCCAUCUCGGCGACUCUCUGUAUUGAUACCUAGCACCGUUUAAUUUUUAACUUCCCGGGGACUAGACAUGAGUCUCACUAAGGGGCAGCGCGGCCGUUGUUAGAAUCAGGUCGAAAAGGCCCACAGUACACUUUCCAUUGAACAUGCUGGCUUGUCCCAUUGUCCCUCCAUGUUCACAAAAUCCACGAUAAAUGUGCAUGGCCAAAGCAAUAAAGUCGGCAGCCACGUGGGUGGCAACCAUGACGUCAGGGUAUCCGCCAGUGGUCAAGGCGACCGUGGGUGGCUUGUUGUGAAGAUGGGCUGCCGCAAACGUCAGGAGGUGGGGGGGGAGGUGAGUCCACAGGAUAGGCUCGAGAUCUGAACACCAGGUGUGGUAACGCACACUCUCCAGUCGGUGCAGUCCGCUUCACACUCACUUAAGGAAGUGAACAUGCAGGAGGGUGGGGGAGACAUACGGGCGGUUGGGAUGAUGACCGGAAAAACCUACCAGAGAGUCUUGACGGACACGUCUGCCAGUCCACAGUAGGGCAGCAACCGGGAGCAUCAGGCAACCCACACAGAGGAGUACUGCGAGCAGAAGACGGAGUGCGGUGAAGGUGGGUGCUGCGACGACCUCGGAGGGCGUCUCACUCCCUGGAAGCCCGAUUGAGAGUGGAAAGCCAGGCAGAAUGAUGGCGUCGUGACUAGAUAUAGAGAGGGAGACAAUGUAAAUAAUAUUACCUUAUUGGAUUUGGAGUUCCGCACAGUCUACCGCUCUUAUGGCGGAGUCCAAGAAUGGGUUCGCCUCUCGUGAAAACAAAUCUUUCCGCCCUCCAAGUGGAGAGUAAGUUUCUAAUUCCGAGGGCUAUUCGACCUUGCAGCCUCAAGGUCGUUUUCAGAUAGAUGAUUCUCGCGUUGGUUAUGCAAAACAAAAACACGCUCAGAAUGUCGGCGUUGUUUGGAUUGUAUCUAAUUGCUGCAAGGUUUACCGUCGUGGAACUUUAAUUGUCGCGGGAUAGGGAUCUAUUAACACGGCUGGUUAGCAAGUUCAGAGCCAGUGAUGGAAAUGGCUUACGAAGACAGCUAGCUGCGGGAUCAUGAAGACUUUCUGUCCACACUGCCCCUAGAAGGUUGUUACAGCGUGAGAGUGCACUUGCAGUUGUCAGACAGAAGGGUGUUUGCUUUGUAGUUUUGUUUGGCCUUUCUUUUUGCCACAUACGGACGGGUUUCGACACGAUUUCGCGUCAGUCUUCAUCGCGCCGAAAAGGUUGCAGAUCGCCUGCGGCCUCAUAGCAUACGGCAAACAGAUGAUACUUUGAAAGCCGACUCUAGGUAGCCGUAAGGUUUAAACGAGUUGGGCCAGUGUGUAAGUACUCGUCUACUUACAAAGUCAGAGCAUUUUCGUGUCAUCGAUAAGCUUUCCAUGUAUCAAAAUUUAAGAGCCCCGAUUUAUGCCGAGUUUAACUAUUAUGGGAUCAUUUUUUCCUCAACACGACAGUUUCGAUCCAUCCUAGGAAUUGAAUUUAGAAGACAACGUGGUGAGCAAGCGUUGCUUUUUUGCACUAGACGCUUUGAUAAUGGAGAGCCGCCCAAGCUCUCCGAACCGUCAGCCAAACAAUUCCCUCGAUCCGGUGAGCACUUGCCUUUCCUCAGAUUAUCGACCCGGAUCUCUUACGUUUGUUAACCUGCAGCGUUGCUUUCGAUAUACUCUCUUGAGGCCGCGACUGUUAUAUGGGAGCGGAGUACAUUGAUUUAGAAAGUCGAUAGUUUUAAAAAAGUUUUAAAAACAGGUUAGGCAAGAGCGGUAGGGCGCAGAAAGUUGUAUGUGGUUAGUCAACCUUUGACCACUGUAAGCGCGGGGCCUGACUCUGUCUUGAAAUCGGUCUCAAGUGGGCGGGGAGAGGUGGUUGCGGUGCAAGUCCACUGCCACUAUAAACCAAUUCAUGCGCAAGUCACCGUGCCUACUUCAACUUGCUGUGGAACACACGGUGGACAUCGUCGGAUGCGACGGUCAAACUAUUAUCAUCGAACCCGCCUGUAAUCGUGACGUGCUAGUGGUCAUGACCUGUAAAGUCACCGGACGAUGAGGCAACUUGGUCCUCCUCUGAGCUGACGUACCAGCACGCGUGUGGUACAUGCAGGGCUGGAUUCAGUUGCGUCGGCCCUCACCUAUGUCUGGUCGUCUUGACUUCUUGCCGUGAGUGCCUACAGUGAGGGCGAAGUGUAGGUGUUUUGAAACUCGCCCUCACUUAAGACCAAUUCACGCGCAGCUCACCUCUGCGCCCUCGGAACAGCUGCGGUCCUCGUCCAUCGCAAUGAACCAGCUACCAGUCUGUGGCGAACCGAGCGGAGUGCUUCUUGCGUACCCUUAUCAUGGUCUGAUGACGAGCUGCACAUCUUCUUUACAGGGCAGUUCCCCGAACUUCCACUACCUCGUACUGCAACGCUGCGAGAAGAGCCUUCUGGACGUCUUCUCCCACCCUGGGGACGUCGCUCUCCACCCCCUGCUCGCUUUUGACCUCGGCGUGAUUCAGGCGCUCUAUCAGUUGGCCACGGCCGUUUCCUUUCUGCACAGCAGCGGCGUUGGUGCGUUCAUCCUCUCCCCCCCCCGCCCCCCGUUUUCUUACCUAUUCUGCUUUUGAAGAGUUUGUGAUACGUCUCACCCACGGAAGCCCCCUAUCCUUCGGACACUGACUAGGCGUAGCAUUACGUAUUUACAUUGUUAGACGUCAGUGUUUUGGUGGAUGGGAAGUCGCUUUGAUCGGGGCAACUGGCCUGUGGCAAGUGCCGCCAGGGUGCGCGGACCGGUCGCUCCAAAUCCUUCUUAUCCCCUGGCUCGCUGGACAGUGCUUGCGUGCUGCCUCGACUCCGAAGCACUCAUCCCGGUUCCACCCUUCGGCCGACCGGUUUGGUACACCUGCAUUCUGCCGAAUGGUACCGGGAUGACCCUUACUUGACGGUACACGACCUUCGUCAUGUGAUCCUUUUAAAGACAACCGAUUUGCCCGAUAGAUUCCCGGAUCUGAGGAUAUGACCGCCACUGCCUGUCCGCGACUGCAUGUUCAUUACACUGAGAGUCAGCCUAUCUCUGCUAAGACUCGUACCACAGUUGCCCAUCUGCGUACGCGUGGGGUAGCCCGUCGUAUGACUAACUGUCAAGUCCCGCCCUCGCGGGAUCCUUGUUAUUCCUCCGCCCACGACUCGUAGACGCCUAACCUUUGGGUGUUCACACAGGAGUCGCCACACACCGAUUCAUCAGCUUCCCACGACAAGCGAUCUUCAAAUUGGUGCCACUUAUCAGGCCUGUCUGUGCCUCGGGUACCGGGUGGUGGUCGGUGGUUGAUUGGCUGAAUGAGAGCAAAAUAAGUCCCCCAUCGCCCUGCACACCUCCCUCUGUAAGAGGUGAGGGAAAAGUAGCUAUCUGCAUAUGCGUGCCUUGCACAGCCUUCCUCCUCGUACUUAACUCCGCUCUUUUGUGCUUUCGUCAAGUUCAUCGAGACAUCAAGCCGGGCAACGUCUUCCUCCUCCAGUCGGCAACUGCGGGCGGUGGACAGUUUCGCCUAGUCCUGGGCGACUUUGGCCUCUCACUGCCUGUGCACAACGGCCACUUUAAGAACUCCAUCAGUCUGCUUCCCCCAGCCGGAGCAGCAUCGGAAGGAGAACAGGUGGGAGCCCAGCCACCGGCCUCCAGCAGCGGACUAAUCCAGUUCGGCAGUCUGGGCUGGAUGGCACCGGAGAUGACAGCACCGUCAGCUUCAGCGGAUCUGGUGAGUGUCCUGUGCGUAAUCUGAGGAUUUAGGACUGUUCGGCCCACGUUUCGUACAUACACUCCGGCGCAUCAUCAGGGCGUCAUCUGUCGCCUGUCUACCUGAUGGGGAGGUAGGCUGAACUGGUGUGAAACUGGUGCGAAACCUCACUUAUGUCUCAGUUUAUAUUGCCCUCGCCCCGUCGAAUUGCUGCUGUGCUCCGGGCGGUAAUUUGGUGACUUUGCUGGUAACUGUACAAAGCGCUAACAAUUGUGGCCCAGACGGUUGUCAACCCACCCUCCACCUGGUACCUCGGUUACUCUCGAGAAUUCCGACCUCUUUACGUCCUCACCAAAUUGCGAUUCUAGAACGUAAACGUAUAGUAGGUGGGCUAACUUAUUAAAGGUUAACUGAAAUUCCGAAAUGCAUUUUCGUUUCGAAGAGAUUAUUUAAGUAGGGUUGUUUAACUAGUCAGCCGGCAACAUAAUUCCAUAAUAAUUAUGUUACCUCAGGGUGUCGGCUUUUGAAUGAACUUAUUUCCGACUGCAUGCAAGAACUAUACCCUGCUAGAAUGACUACUUAAUUAGCAUGCAAUUUUCUCAUUGAUUCUCGAUGCCCCUGAAAAUUCAAUCAUAUUUUACGGAAAACAUGUAUAAAAAUAUUCAUUCUUUCACUUAUUCGGUAGGAAAUCACAUCUUCUUUCAAUUUUAUACUCGAAGGAGGAGUAUAAUUGGGUUUCGAAAAAAGUUUCUAAUUCUGAGAUUUUUUAAUACCGUGAAAUGGCCGUUCAUAAAACGUCAUUUAUCUGCAUUUACGAAUGCGGCUUGUAAAGUUAAGAAUAUUGCUCAAGUCCACUGCUUAAUUUUAUGAACCCCAUAUGGUCUCUUCCUAAUACCGUAGAGAUAUGCAUGGUUUUCUGUACACGGAAAAUAUAUGGCUUGUAGUUUUGAAACCCUGAAUGCAAGGGUAACAGCAGGUCGGGUUCAACUAUUCGGAACGAAAUUCAUUCGAAAGUCGGCAUCUCGAGGUAACUGAACUAUCAUAGAAUAAUGUUGCAGGCUGACUAGUUUUACAACUCCACUUAAUUAAUCUUUUCGAAACGAGAACGCAUUUCGAAAUUUUGGUUGGCAUUUCAUGAGUUAGCCCACCUACUGUAAUUAGGCCGACGCCCACUUGGGUGGCAAACAUGGCGCUAGGAGAUCGCAAAGGCGACUGUAUAGGGGCUUGCUGUCCCCUACAUUUGGACAUUUGUGAAGAACGACUGACGGAAACUGUAGGGGCUAAUGGGAGAAGUGAACUCGCGAAACCAUUUCCUUCUUUAGCAGCCGGCUCGCGCGUGGCACGCGUAGCCGCAGUUUGCAUUUGUCAGCCCAUCUCUGAUAAUCUUAGGUUUGUAACGCCGGUAGGAAUGGAAGGCGCUCGUGAGUUAGAUGCAACUGAAGUAUGCUUCACCAUAAGCAAACUCACGCGUAAGUCAACACGGCUCGGCCCACCUAGUGGGACUACGGUGGGAGUCUUCCUUCUCGACUGUCUAACUACCACAUAGCUUGUGUCUCCUUUUGGAAGUCAUGCCGCACCAAAUGGCCGAGCGCUUGCCGCGGUAGGUGAUUUUGCAUCUGCUUAUCGGCGAAGUCUAAUCCUUCAGUUCUGUUAACAGGCGGGGUACCUCUGGUUUCUAGCAGUAUCCAAGACGCCAUGUUGGUUGACUGUAGUGUGCUUCUUCUGCAAUGGUAGGGGGCGCUUACCGAUCGUUCUUACGGAACUCACUCUUUCCGUUGUGCCUUACGGGCUCUAUCUCGAGCCCAACCAGCAGCCGCACAGCGGCGCGUAAUAAAGGCAAGGUAAUGUUACCAACAAAGACAAGGGAGACUGGAAUUGCCAUUUUUGGCUUAUUGGUCGUCGUCAGCCAGUCACACCCAACCCCGAAGUGUGGAACACCCGAACGGAACGAGUGAGUUCCGUAAGGACGAUCGGUGAACGCCCCCCUACCGUUGUAUAUUCCUGAUCGAAAACCGACAGGGCAACGGGCUCGUGUCCCAGUGGUUAGAGGCGUGGACUUCUAACUAACAGGUCGUGAGUUCGAGCCGCGAGGGUUCCACACUUCGCGGUUGGGUAUGACUGGUCGACGACGGUUAUUAAGCCGAAAAUGGUCAUUCCAGUCUCCCUUGUCAUUAUCGGUAAUAACAUACUGCUUCUUCUGCUUUCUGAACCCUGUUCGCUCUAGAGCAAGCUAUAGAAUGUUUACAAUCUAGUUUCCAGCCUGCCAUGGAGACGCUCUUCUGUAUUUAUCUGUGAGGGCAUUCAUUGGGCUUACGAGAUGUCCACAUUGGUGUCUGCACUCACCUGACGUCUCCACUUCUCACCGAAUAUUGAGACUCUUUUCCCGUAAGUAGGCGGAUUGGCGUCGUUGUAAAAGGCCCCGGCGCCAGCUGGGUCCGUCCUCCUUCCUCUUUCGUUCUAUUCUGUGAUAUCUUUUCCUGAUGCGCCUCAGCGGCUUUCAAAACACCAUCUUCCUUUUUCGCUCCCCCCACAGACUCCGGCCGUCGAUGUCUUCGCCUACGGCCUUGUGGCCUUCUUUGUUCUCAGCCGUGGUCGGCAUCCAUUCGACCUGGCUGAACCGACAGAUGCAGAGGAAAUCGGGAAGGAUGAAGUUACCGUCGAGAGCAGCAGCAAAGAAACCCACUCAGCGACCCUCACCUCCACCUCCUCCUCUUUCUACACCCUGCAGUCUAUCCAGAUGGCUAUAAACGACUGUCAGCAACCGCCCGCAGUGACGUCUCUGGCCAAUCACAGCAAAGAUUUGGGUGGAGGGAAGAUGCCCGACCGAAUGGCUCGUAAGUCUCACCUCUCCUUCACAUGCCUUCUGUGUCCUCUGAAACGUCGGCUGCCGCAGCCACCAACACCGGAACCAACAUCACUCCAGGGUUCGAAACCACCAUGUCUGCUGCCGAGAAUGCAGCCACUACCUCUGUUAUGGGGGUUUAUUUUUUAAAGUCCGGAAAAUUCCCCUUGAAGGUCUCAGCGGACUACAGUAGAUGGGUUAACUCGUGAAAUGUCAACCGAAUUCCCAAAUGCGUCUUCGUUUCGAAAAGAUUAAUUAAGCAGGGUUGCAAAACUAAUCAGCCUGCAGUAUAAUUCUAUAAUAAUUCAGUUACCUCAGGAUGUCUGAUUUCUAAUAAACUUCCUUCGGGCUGCAUGCAAAAACUACACUCUGUUAAAAAUGAUUACUUGAGUAGCAUGACUUUUUCUCACUGACUUUCGAUGCCCCUAAAUGUCCAACUAUAUUUCAUGGAAAACAUGCAUAAAAAUAUUCAUUCUUUCGCUCAUUUGGUAGAAAAUUAGAGACGGUCAGUGAAACCUAGGCAGGUGCAGCAGCAUUUACAACCCUACUUAAGUAAUCUUUUCGAGACGAAAUCGCAUUUCGGAAUUUCGGUUGACAUUUCAUGAAGUAGCCCACCUACUGUAUUUGGCUAACGUGUGUCUACUGGGUUCUCAUCAGGGCUUAUAGCAAUCGAGUUAUGUUCAUCGUUUCACGCAAGUAAGGGGUGUGGAAUUCGAGGAGGGGCCGGGGUGGGGUAAAGUAGAGACGGUCAGUGAAACUUAGGCAGGUGCGGUAAGCAGCAUCAGUGGUGGAUAAUGCCCCAAAUUUGAGUUACUAGGAGUAACUGUGUCGGGGUUGUUAAGGGGGAUGUAGCGGUACGCCUAGGUGCCAGCCACCUGUGGCCACUCCCACCUUCGGUCCUCUUGACUUUAUUAUGACACCGUAUCUAGGUGGGGGAGGAGGGGAAGGUGUGGUAGAUGCUGUGCAAGUCUACUAUCACUAUAAAAUAGUCCAUGCGUAAGUCAUCCUCCCUGCUCUCACGCUGUUGUGAAGCACACGGUGGACAUUGUCGAGACCGACAUUGGAAUUGUCGUAAGUGGCCCCGGGCUGUGAUCAUGGCCUCCGUCUCACGUCACGUGUAAACGGGAUAAUUGUAAAACGUCAUGGGUCCUUGCCGUUUUGCCUCAGUGCUCCAAGCCAGCCGCUCUGUAGGCCUUCGUAGGACGACGGGUAAUGGGGCCAACUUUUUUAACUUCUUUGCUGAAACAAGGUGCCUACAGGUACUAGUUAACACCAACCCCGAACGCGCAAUAGAACGAGAGUCCGUUGCUGAAAUGUUAGAGCUCGUGGUUUAAUGGCUGAUUAAUGCGGGGGCUUGAAACCCCAGAUCGAUUUAUAUAACAAACCGUAAUCCACCACCCGAUUGCUAGCAGUUUUGUGAAGAUAUCGACUUCUGUGUGAGUGAGGUCUGUCAUCUUGUUGGGAACUGUUUCCUAAUUUGCGUACUCCUUGUCUACAAUGUUUGUGCUAUACAGGUUUACCUUGUCGAUAUCUGCAUAUUUCAAGGUUGUUUGUACAGUCGCCGUUUUUCCCUUCCUAUUCGCAUUGCCAGGAACCGAUUUUGUGAAUCGUAUUCUCCUGAUCUUGUCACCGACGUGUGGUUAUCCGGCGUUUUCUGACGGUCGGCUGCCGUAAAGAGCGUUCUUAACCACGGGGACACCUCGCCAGCAGUUUGUUUAAAUGCACUUUUCCGCCAGGCGCGCCACUGCGUUUCGGCGCCUUUUUUGAGCUCAAUGCUUUCAGGCUCAUCGUGUCAUCUUUUGACCUGCCUGCGCAACGGCGUAUCUGGCCGUUUGCGUGUGCAAACUGCUCGCCCACCUAUGGCGGUCAGCUUUUCGACCCCGCAGUUUUCUGUUUACAUCCGCAUGUUUCUUUACUUACUUCUACCUCCCAUCCACCACCCUAUUAAGCUGCGGCUCUUUUUCACCCCCAUCCGAUAGAAUUUCUGGCUCAACAACUCGUGCAGGAGGCUCUCAUUUCAGCACCAGCAGAACGCCCUCCCAUCGACGUUUUGGCCAAAUCGCCUCUAUUUUGGUCGGCGGAUGAGGUUAUGACUUUCUAUACCGUGAGUCAGUACUGCAUUUUCACAGACGAGCUUGUCGCCGAGGGACAAGAGAGUCUGAGCUGGCUGUUUCUGGCGAAUUAA